AAGCCCAUUUGUAGUUUGUUGUUUGUUUCCCAUUUUUCAUUGCUCCAAGAAGUUAGAAGCUUUCUUUGACCAUCAAUGGCGGUUCGUCGAGUCGGUUCGUCGUCGGGAAUGUCAGCCCUCCAGGAACGGUCUCUCCACAUCGCCGAUUUGCAGGCGUGGAUGGACCAGGCGUACUUCGUUAAUGACUGCUUCCCAGAGCUUAAGGGAGAGAUUGUGAGUGCAAAGUUUAUUGUUGAGAAAUCGGGUUACUGCUAUGGUUUUCUGGAGUUUAGGUCUCACAAGGUAGCAAAGCUUGUUCUGGAGACAUACAAUGGCAAGCAGAUGCCCAAGGCGUGUCAACAUUUCCGUCUCAAUUGGAGCAGGCCCAUGAGGGCAUUGCAAACUACGGAUGCUUCUCAAGGAGGGAAUUACAAGCUUGUAGUUGCUGGGGAUCUGCCGAAGGAUGUUACUGCUGAAGAACUGCAGCAGCACUUUAGAACCCAUUACCCUUCAGUUAAGGAUGCUGAAGUUCACACCAGUGAAUCCCAGGGGUUGUAUGGUGUUAUUACAUUUGCAAAAGAGCAUGAAAGGCAUCUAGCAUCAAUUCAUAUGGCCAGUCAAUGUUUUAGGAGGAAAGAAGACGGCAAACCGCAUCAUUUCUUCUAUAAAGAUACAGCUGCUGAGUACCAGAGAGCUGCCUACCCAAGUACCCAUCCAGAGGAUACACAUCCAAAUGGUUCAACAAUUUACAUUCAAAACUUGGAAAAGGAUGUUACCGAACCUUUCUUGCUACGGAAAUUUUCCCCCUAUGGUGAGGUUUCUAAAGUCACCAUAAGGGGAUGUGCUCUGAUUCAGUUUGUUGAUAGAUCGAGUGCCAAUAAAGCAUUGCUUCACAUGAAUGAUGACUUCAUUCUGCAGAAUAGCUUACUUACACUGACCAUGAGAAAAUCAAAUGAUGAAUCUGUUCCAGUAGCUUCAUCUGUUGAAGACUUCAAGGAACUAACAGAGCUUAAGGAAUUAAACCAUGAAGAUCAAAGAUCAGUAUCUGGGUUCAAAGUGUGUGAAGUUGAUUCGUCCUCGUUGGAAAUGGCAGACCGCCGUUCCCUGUCUCUCCACAUCGCUGAUUUGCAGGCCUGGAUGGACAAGCCCUACUUGCGGGACGAGUGCUUCCCAGAGUUUUCAGGAGAGGUUAUGAGUGCUAGCAUUUUUGUUGAGAAAAGUGGUUAUCGCUAUGGUUUUCUGGAGUUUAGGUCUCCUGAGGUAGCAGAGCUUGUACGCAAGACGUACAAUGGCAAGACGAUGCCCAAGGCGUGUCAAUAUUUCCGUCUCAAUAGGAACAGGUCCAAGAGACCACCAGGAACUAUGGCUGCACCUGAAGAAGGGUAUUACAAGCUUGUAGUUGAUGGGAAUUUGCCGAAGGAUGUUACUGCUGAAGAACUGCAGCAGCACUUUAGAACCUAUUACCCUUCAGUUAAGGAUGCUGAAGUUCACACCAGUGAAUCCCAGGGGUUGUAUGGUGUUAUUACAUUUGCAAAAGAGCAUGAAAGGCAUCUAGCAUCAAUUCAUAUGGCCAGUCAAUGUUUUAGGAGGACAGAAGACUGCAAACCGCAUCAUUUCUUCUAUAAAGAUACAGCUGCUGAGUACCAGAGAGCUGCCUACCCAAGUACCCAUCCAGAGGAUACACAUCCAAAUGGUUCAACAAUUUACAUUCAAAACUUGGAAAUGGAUGUCACUAAAGGGUUCUUGCUACGGAAAUUUUCUCCCUAUGGUGAGGUUUCUAAAAUCACCAUAAGGGGAUGUGCUCUGAUUCAGUUUGUUGAUAGAUCGAGUGCUGAUAAAGCAUUGCUUCACAUGAAUGAUGACCUCAUUCUGCAGAAUAGCUUACUUCCACUGACCAUGAGAAAAUCAAAUGAUGAAUUUAUUGCAGUAGCUUCAUCUGUUGAAGACUUCAAGGAACUAACAGAGCUUAAGGAAUUAACCCGUGAAGAUGAAAGAUCAGUAUCUGGGUUCAGAGCAUGUGAGGAGGAGUCCACAGAUGAAAAAAUAACAGAGGAGAGGAAGCAAGAAAAUGGUGAAUCUGCUCCAGUAGCUUCAGCUGUAGAAGAUCUUGAGGAACUAACACAUGGAGGAUCACCGAAAGACCUUAAGGAAUUAACCCAUGACGAUGAAGGAUCAGUAUCUGGGUUUAGAACGUGUGAGGAGGAGUCCACAGAUGAAAUAACAGACGAGGGGAGGCAAGAAAAUGAUGAAUCUGUUCCAGUAGCUUCAUCUGUAGAAGACCUUGAAGAACAAAAACAUGGAGAAUCACCGAAAGACCGUAAGGAAUUAACCCAUGAAGAUGAAGGAUUAGUAUCUGGGUUCAGAACGUGUGAGGAGGAGCCCACAGAUGAAAAAAUAACAGAGGAGGGGAAGCAAGAAGAGGAGGUGAAAAAAGUCAGAAGGGCAAAGACGGAGGUUAGUGAAGGACAGAGACGGAGGAGGAAGGUGAAGAAGGCAAGGCAGAAGGAGAAAAAGAAGCUUCUUAAGCAAACCGAAGAAUGGUUGGAAGCAUCAGAAGGGCAGCAAACCAAUGAAGGGUUUGAAGCACCAGAAGGGCAGCAAACCAAUGAAGGCUCGCAAGCAUCAGAAGGGCAUCAAUUGGUCAUCUCUUGGCUGUGGGAGUUGUAUGCAAGCCUGAAGCACUACUUGUUCGGCUGCUAAGGCCGGAGGGGAAGCCAAAUAUGAUGCAGCAAUAGAGGAAAUAAAGAAAAGCAGAGAAAGAUUUGCCAUAAGAGCACAGAACGAAAGCUGAAGAGAAAGAGAAAAAGAAGAGUGCUAGAGAGAAUGAAAGAAAAAAAGCAACUGAAGCUGAAAUUCUAAUGGAGCAAACCAAGGUAAAAACCCGUCCCUAUGCCUCUUUUGAAAUGCAGUAAGAGAAUGAUGCAGCCUUUGAUGUGGGUGCUUGUUACAUUCUGGUUAUCGUUUUCUUGUCGACAUACGCUUCAAAGGUAAUUUGACAGAUUUCAUUGAGACAUUUCCAUACUAUUUAUUCUAUAUAGCCAAUUUUUUGGAUGUGACAUUUGACUGGUCAUGUAUGAGUUUGUUUGUAUGCUGCAGUGAUUUACACAGCCUGCCUAAACAGCUGGUACAAGUACAAUAUCAGUUGAAUUCCUGUGCAUUUUGGUUGCUGUUUUAUUUUAGUGUGCGGCUUUAGUAUUGUCUGUAGUGGUUAGUGUAUGAUGGUAUCGAGUCCAUUAUCAACAUUUGACCCCAUCUCCAUUUUACCUUUUCUCUGCACGGGGUUUAAUUCAUUUUGCAGAGUCGAAACAGCUGCUAUGUGCAUGGAGUUUACUAGAUUCUCAAGGUUUUUCAGGGGUGUUUGCAGAACUUCAGCAUGCAAGUAAAAGGUUUGCACUCUACUUUCCUGAUGUUCUUGUUUAGUGCAUUGAUCUUAAUUGUGGUUGAUGUCUAUAGUUACUGGUAGAGCUUAAACUAGAGUCGACUUCGCUACUUCUGUUAUGAGAUUGGUUAUAUCCAACAAAGCUGUAUCCAACUUUUACUUUCAACACAUUGUUGACUUAAUUUCAACGUAAUCAGAGUCCAAGUGUUAUGUUGUGACUUAGUUUAUUGUUCACUUUCAUGUAUGCCAUUUUGCCUUCAUGUGACCUUGCCGGUUGAGGAUCGAAGUUGCCUUGUUUCUCUGAACAAUUUGAGGUAUAUUGGUUUGGUUGUUUAAGCUUCAUCCCCUGGCAGAUAUCAUUAUUGCUACUGAAUUAAGCAAUGUUGUAAGUUUAUAUUUCAAUUUGCAGGCCAGUUGCUUGCUUUUCCUAGUCAAGUGAUGUUAGGGAAAGGGAUGACAGCCUUGUAAUUAAGGAUUUAAAUCCAAGCCAGGUUUGUUUUACUGGAAGUUUAUUUUAUAUUAUUGUAAGCUCUUUGUUCAUAAGCUACCUGGGUGUUGACAUUGUCCUCAACUGAGAAUUGUCAAAACAACUUUUCACCUGAAACAAAAGGAUUGGCAAUAAACAAUAGUAAAGCUAUUCUUGCAACCAAUAGAAGUUUUUGAGGUUUGAGCCUUUUGUUCGCGAGGAGCAAGAUACUGCUGGAAAAUAUGAUGAUGUUUACCAUUCUGUAAGCCUCUUGGCUGUUGAUAAUUGAAAGAGUUUGAUUUAUGAAAAGAGCAAGGGACCCAAUGGUCAUGAACCGUGGGAAGGUGGAGAUGGGGGGAAGCAGCAGUUGAAGUUCUUAUCGAGAUUCAUAAUUUCUCUUGACAUUAUGUGAGGAUAGUAGUUGUAUCGUUGUUUUGUAUGUAGAAGCUCCAGCAAUUGAUAGUGUUGAAAUGCGUCGUGCUGGGUUGCUAAUGGUAAUAAAAUCUCUAUCACUGCAUUAUGAACCCUGCUAUAA
This is a messenger RNA of Rosa chinensis, 4359 nucleotides long. RefSeq lists its product as uncharacterized. NCBI's taxonomy places the organism in Eukaryota, Viridiplantae, Streptophyta, Magnoliopsida, Rosales, Rosaceae. Gene Ontology annotation, molecular function: mRNA binding. The coding region runs from base 76 to 2679 and encodes 867 amino acids. The transcript has 14 exons. The record is from RefSeq and is a predicted model, not a curated record. Gene Ontology annotation, cellular component: cytosol.